GUAAAUGUGGGAUAAGGUGCACGAGCCCAUUAAACGAAUAAACACAAAGCCUUGUGACAGCGAUGCGAACAUCAAGGCCCACUUGUAUCGGCUGUUGGAGAAGUCUGGUGAACUGGACGGUCUCAAAAGCAGGCUACGAAGUAGACUUAUUUCGGAGAUGACUAAGAGUGUCCAAUGUGGAGUCAGAGAAAGAGAGAUUCUUAGCAGGUCCCAGAACUCGAAAUCAAUGUACCCGGACCUGGUGAACUCUCUUAUCGCUGAUUACUUACAGACACAUGAUCUAACAUACACCUUGAGUGUCUUCCUCCCAGAAGUUCGGAUGGGGCAAGAUAAGGUUCUGCGACCGAUUGAAAUCAUGCAUGCUCUUGGUUUGGAGCGUAAAAUGCAACAGACGGAAUAUAUACUGAGCGCACCUGGGAAAGGGCCAAUGUCCCUUUCUGAGCAAAUCUUAUAUCUUCUUUCCCGGCUGUGUACCAAACAAACUGAAGAUAAGGAAGCUCAAACCGAAGAGAUGUCCGACGUCAAUGAGGUCUUGGACAAAAUUGAGCAUACUUACGAGACUCGCCGCCUUCUCGACGUAAAUGCAUCCAGAAAUGCGUUUGAUGAACGUGUGCACAGUUAUCAGGAGUUGCUGCAGCGACAGUCAAAAUUGGAAUUAGAUAAAAAGAUGGAAAUUUUCAAGGCAACACAAAUGGUGCAGCUGAAGGAAGCACUAGAGCGAGAACAACUGGAAAAAUUCCAAAAGUAUCGAAAAGAACUUGAGGAAGAGCUACGUGACCGUAUACAGACUUUGACGCAGCGGGAGCAUGAACUCGAAGAAAGAGUCUCAGCUGCUAACAAGUCCAUCGAUCGGGAGGCUUACCAUCACCGACAGAAGAUAGAGACCGAGACACAGUUAAUACAACUACAAGCUGCUAAUUUGAAACAAGGUGAAGAAAAGCUACAAAGUGAAAAGCACAGGAUGACAGAAGAGUGCAAAAAGCUGGAAGAGGCGUUGGAACUACGAGAGAGAAAAUUGCUCGAAUCUGAAAAGAAUUUGGACCAACGGAUUUUGGAAGAGGUUUCGCGUCUGCGGAAUGAAGAUGAAACGCGACUGAUUAAAACAAAAAAGGAACUGGAACUUAAGGCUACCCAACUUGAGGACGAGAAAAAAUUCCUAGAGACAGAAAGAAAUGCAACCGAAGCCAUCAAAGCGGACCUCAUGAAACAACGGAAGAAGUAUUCAGAACUGGAGAUAGUGGAUUUUAAUCAGCUUAAGGAACAAAACAAUGCACGUUGCAGGGAUUUGGAGGCUUUGCAAAGUCGUCUGUCGGAAGCCUUCAGGGAAAUCGAAAAACAUAAGCAAGCUACCGCCACUGCUCAGGCGGAACUGGAAGCAACCAAUAUCCUCCGUCAAGAAAUUCAGCGGCUGCGUGCAAGCCUGGUCCAUGAGAGAGCAAUGUUUGAUCAGGAGCGCACGCAAUUGCAAUCAAGGUUGGAAGAAACUAUGAAAGAGAAACAGUUGAUCUUCAUUCGUCUCACUGAAAGAGACACCGAACUCUCUGGAUUGCGAGUGCAGCUGUGUGAGUUGCAAAACAACGUGGCUUCACGUGGAUCUCGCAUGUUGCGCACCCGCCAUUCAAAGACGACACUAACAAGGGAAGCACUUUCGUCAGACGUUUCUGAAGAACGUGAAAAUUCUCUGGCAAGUGACACAGAAUCGGAAAUCUCCAAAGCACUGUGCACUGGGGCUCAGUACAAAGGUCAAGCAGACUAUGGUAAAACGAGUCUCUUUCCACACAGCGCUGAAUGGGCACUGCAGUUGAAAAAGACAAGGCACAGAUUGAAUCAGAUUCAGUGUGAAUCUGAGCAACUGGAGUCGGCCUACUGCCGUUGGAGAGCUUCAAGCUCUCAGCAGCUAGGCAGAGAGCGAUCUAGCAUGGACAACUGGCCAUUCAGUAUGUCAAUGGCGAAAAAUGAUCAAAAUUACGAUUAUUAUCCGUUCAAGUCAAACCCCCUGGCAACACAGCCCAACUUUGAUCCGGAUAUUGUGAAAACGAGGGUGAAUGAGAAACGUGAACCGGAUUUCAAGGACAACAUCAACCCUGCUAAUCCCGACAUCCUCCUUCAAAUGGCUCCACGCUUGCUAGUCACCACACCGGCGACUUCAGCUAAUUUACAUCAGUCGCGCAAGCAGACGCAGGAGGCUACUACCGAACAAGCAAAUGAUGCAGGUAUCGUAGAAUGGCCUGCUUCUGCAGAGUCAACCCCCAGCGUUGACAUUGGUGAUUCGGAGUGUCUCAAACCGCCAACAUGUGUUAACUUUACUCAAGGCCAUGCCAAAGAAUGUGAUGCAAAAAGUGUCUCCAGUCACUCGACACAACCACCACAUCGCAAUCUUCCGAGCUUGAAGCAUUCGGCUAAGGGGGACGAUCCAAACUGUUCCUCUCCUGUUAUGAAUGUGUCUUUGCAUGGUGCAACUGAAGUAAAAGAAGCAGGAAUUUGUGCUGCUACUCCACCAGGAAUGCCGCGGCGUACUCCCGAAUUGGAGCAUCAGAUCCCUUGUGGACGGCCUGCACAGCCGGUUAUUUCCGAGGACCGAUCACACACUGCAUUAGACAUUCAAACUUCAAGCCACACCGGACACGAAUUGAAGCCCAAUAAUAUGAAUAUACAGACUGACGAACGUGUUGCACCAUGCGACGUUGUUCACGGAUCUGGAACACCGGAGGAAGCUGACACAUUUCCUUCUAUUUAUAAUAUCGAAGCUGCUGCUUCGCCUGCCGAUGGAACAACUCCAAUAGACAUAAUGGAAAAAUACUUACAUUUGAGUCAAGGACGGCAUACUGAGAUGGCAGUAACGCAAGCCAAUAAUGAAUCGGAAGGGUGUCACGCGAUGACAUUCAGAGAGUUCCUCGGUGGACGGCAAAGCACUACUCCUAGCACCGAACCCGAAUGCAAUAGCGAAAAGGCGUGUUCUUCUUCCCUGAUGUCCGGCCCAGGCCACACUGAAUCAACUCGAAACAAUAGCGAUUCUAACGAAAAGUCUGACGAACUGUGGUGAAAAUGUUGAACACGAAAUCACUGCGAACACCCACAUGCGACGCUAUUACUACCCAUGCAAAUUCGCAUACAGGCCAGCCAAAAAUCUUUGAUUAUACAUACAAUAAAGAUGUCGAUUGUG
This is a messenger RNA of Dicrocoelium dendriticum, 3163 nucleotides long. The record is from the annotation of a GenBank genome assembly. NCBI's taxonomy places the organism in Eukaryota, Metazoa, Platyhelminthes, Trematoda, Plagiorchiida, Dicrocoeliidae.